AUGGUAAACCCCGAUAUCAAUCCCGAAUCUUUCAACGGCCAUGAUUUCAAGCGAGGCCCUGAGGCGCUAGAUGUCACGCACCAUGGCCGAGAUUUCCAGUACGAGUUUCUCUUGCCCCCGAACGCUGCCGCCGAGGAAUGCGUCAUUCAUUUUCGAGGUGAGAUGACUGCUCGAGGCACAAUCUGGGAUCCAAUCCGAGAAGUGACUGCGGCAAAGGAGAUGCAGAACCUCCAGAACCCUGGGUUGGAAGUCAGUGAUGACAUGGCCGCUCUCAGACUCGGUGCAAACCGCAAACAGGAGCCUUACAGCGAUCGGGUUGGAGAAGUCCAGAGGCUCCCGGGACUUCUAUUCCUCCUGGAGGAUACUCCUUGCGACAUUUUCGACCACAUAUACCGUGGCGCCCUUUUCAUGUACCCCCACGCCGAUGUCAGCUGGGGCGGCACUGAUGCAAGUGCUGCUCGUGAGAUCUGUCUGGUAAACUUCGAUCCUAUCCCUAUCGACGAUGAAGAGAGGAGCGAGGGCACUGUCAACUUUGAUCCUAUGGACGAUCCCGUCCACCCACAGUGGCUUCCGGCUGCCCCGCCGCCGAAUGAAAGAAAGCGCCAACUUGAUGGCCGGCAUCCGGAAGAGGGCAAGAGUAUUACCCUUUGGACGGAUAGAUAG
This is a messenger RNA of Emericellopsis cladophorae, 663 nucleotides long. RefSeq lists its product as uncharacterized. The transcript has a single exon. NCBI's taxonomy places the organism in Eukaryota, Fungi, Ascomycota, Sordariomycetes, Hypocreales, Bionectriaceae. The record is from RefSeq and is a predicted model, not a curated record. Bases 1 to 663 code for a protein of 220 amino acids.